Rotaria sp. Silwood2 is the source of this 1050-nucleotide messenger RNA. The record is from the annotation of a GenBank genome assembly. NCBI's taxonomy places the organism in Eukaryota, Metazoa, Rotifera, Eurotatoria, Philodinida, Philodinidae.
AUGGGCUCUAGUAACAGUGUCAAUAUCACUAUUAAUCUUGAUCGAUUGAAUCCAUUAUUUUACGCGGGUGAAUCAAUAUCAGGAACAACCACUGUAAAUAUGAAAGAAGGACAAGUCAAAAUCGACGAAAUAUUUCUUGUAUUGAAAGGCGAAACUGGUUAUACAACAACCCAUACUGUUCAUGACUCAAAUGGGUCAACAAGCACGGUGAUUGAUUAUCAUACAAUAUCUUUUUUUUCAGAAAAACAAAUCUUAGAAAGUUCAAGACCGGGAGAAAAAGAAUUAGUUUAUCAUGCUGGACAGCAUUCAUGGCGAUUCGAUAUUCAAUUACCAGCUCAACUUCCACCGACAAUUAAUGAAUCACACAAAUAUCCACAUGUUCGAUAUUAUUUAAAAUUUGUCAUCGAUAAACCUUGGUACAAACGAAAUAUCAAUGAAACUCUCUGGUUGACAGUAUUUCCACACAUCAAUCUUUUGAGUAGCCCAGAGUGUUUGAGGCCAUCAAUAUUUGCUAAUCAUAAUCGAAAACAUGUGACUCUGAAGGGAAAUAUAAAUAAGCUAGGUUAUGUACCUGGUGAGAUGAUUACGGGAACCUUAGAAAUUGAAAAUCCGGAAAAAAUUUUAUUGAAACAAAUUAAUUUAAAUUUGGUUCAGCACUACCAAAUUGAGUGUAAUAAGGGAAAAGAAAUAAUCGUUGAAACAAUUCUACCGACCAUUGUUAAUAGAAAACAGGAGAACAUAGUGGAAAAAUUUUCUGUACUUAUUCCACUUGCACAUAUGGCUCCAUCGUAUACAUUUAAUGGCGGUUUUCAGCAUACGACUAAUGUUCUUGUCAAUUACUUUCUAGAAUUUGAUGUUAAAGCUGAAGGCAUGUUUACAAACUUCGAUACCAGUAUACCCAUUACAAUAGGAACUGAAUCCGAUACAAAACCAAAUCAGUAUCCGCUCAAUCGCGAACAUAACUUGUUACCUAAUUCUCUUUCUUAUUAUCCAGAAACAAUCAUGCAUGACGAAUAUCCUCCGCCAAGUUAUUAUUCUAUUUCAAAUUGA